Messenger RNA from Cooperia oncophora, 645 nucleotides. Lineage: Eukaryota; Metazoa; Nematoda; Chromadorea; Rhabditida; Trichostrongylidae. The record is from the annotation of a GenBank genome assembly.
AUGGACGAUGUUAGGAGCAUUAAUUGGCAGAUCGACUUACUGAAUAGUCAAGUUGUACUGAAAGGUUGUGAGCGAGCCGGAUUUGUCUUGCUGACAGCAGCUCGGGCCAGUGUGACACAGAAGGUGGCAUCGAUGUGUGAUGGACGAAACGGGGCAGUCUGUUGGAAGAAGUCAUGGUCUUCAAUAAUAUCUGGUAUGCAGUAUUUCGCUCCUAUAUCCAUUGUCAACGGGCGCACUGUGGAGUCGUUCAGAUGGUUAACCAGAGAGGUUGAUCGAAGAGAAAACUCAGCUGGAGGACGAGUGAUGGUGACUCCAUAUCUGCACCCAUAUAUUGGUGCGGGAGAAGCCGUAGGAGGAGUAGUGGAGGCAGAAGAGAUGUCAGAAAAAGUUCAAUUGCAACGAAUCGUUUCGAGAUGCAGCUGUGAGAUAUACUUCUGUUACUUUUCUGAAGAGCUUAAGACGGAUGCGCUCGAGGAGACUGGAGUUCCUAAGUAUGAAAUGAUGGUUGACAUUGUGAACAAUCUUGUACUGUUCAUUGAUCCAAAAAAGAAAGAGCUGGCUGAGCGUAGGAGGAAAACUGCGAUUUGCCUGUCAAAUGAUGAACAUGAAGGAAAUGAGAGAGAAAAUUGUGGAACAGCAGGUUAG